GAGUGCACCCUAGGAAAACUGUCUGAUGAAUGAAUGCUGCAGAGUCUGAAAACUCUUAGAACAUCACAAUGAGGACUCUUAGCUUUUACCUCAUCUUCCUCCUUCAUUUGUCUUUGCCCCCAAAUCCAAUGGUUGCAGGCGUGAACUGGGAAACCCAUAACGUGGCGUUUGAGUCCCAUAUAAUUGAUAGGCUCCCACCACCUGAGAAGACUCUACUGGAUCUUUUCCCCUCAGAGAAAUGCUCUGAUGGUGCUGGAUCAGGUCCUGAUUUACAUGAUCAUAUCAAGCCUGGGGAAGUGUGUGCUAUGCUUAAUAGUUCCAGGUUGUGUCUGAUGAAAGUCCUUGUCACAUCUGAGUCACUGUAUAGUCAUGGAAAUGUCAGUGGUGCUUGUGUUAUGGUUAGGAGCCUCAGUCUUAGUAAUGAUGCUUUGCAAGUCUCACUUAAUCAGUCGUCAUUACACUUGUUAACUACUUUUUUUAAAUCAAUCUCACUGCAAUCUUUACUCCGAAUUGACUCUGGUAGAACUCACCAACAUAAUAUUGUAUCUGAGGUAAAUGUGUCAUUUGGUCAUAAGGUAAAUGUGAGGGACAGUUCUAUUUAUUUUGACCACCAGAAUGUGGUGAUCCUGGAAGAUGACCCUGUAGUGACUGAGUCGGCCAACUUCAUCUUUAAGAAGUACCCUUCUUUGUCAACUUUACUGAUAUACCACCAGGGGGAGCUCCAAGUCAUCAGGGGCUCAUAUACCCCUUUGACCGGAGACAGCCGUGUAGUGCUUGUGGGUCAUGGCAGUAAGAACAGUGAUGGGGUGGCAAGACUAGGGAAUUAUGGGCCAGAGGAUCUGGCUGAUGUUGUGGUGGCCAUGAAGAUAGAAGGUGGAAAUCUGCGCACUAUUAGCCUUGUGGGGUGUGCACUAGGAAAGGACCUCCAGUACGCGGGACGGCUUCUGCGAGCACUCAGGUUCCUAAAUGUGGAGACCACACUGCAUUUGCAGACCUCAGUGCUCUCUGUUAGCCCCUGGGGACAGAUAGUGACAAGAGAGGAAGGAGUCUGGAAAUAUAACGAUAGCAGUAAGAAAAUCAUUGCUCAGCUGGACCAGAGUGGUAACCUGCUAACCCGAGUAGAGGGGGCCAACAGGGGACAGGUCAUUCCCAACUAUCAGGGACACACCUUGUACAUACAGACUUUAGAAUGGCCAAGCCACCCUCAGAUGUUUGUCUCAGAAGACUUGCGUAAAAAGUACACCUCCAUUGACUGUCUAGAGGGGCUUACAUGGAGCCUGUUCUUUGAGGAGAAUGAAAGAAGGCGCGCUCCAGAUUACAUCCCGGGGCAACGAAACCUAACAGCAGUUUGGCUGCACGGCCUCAAACCCAUGGAAGACUUUCCUAUCAAACACAUUACCACCAUUCUUGAUUUGCUAGUUGAGAUUAGAUACAAUGCCAGGGAAGACACAAACGUUGACUUGUAUUACGUUCUGAACGACUGCAUCUUCAAGGUGCAGAAGAGAACCUUUUACGCGUCCUUGGUGGGAAAAUACAUUGCUUCUGACCAUCUGCAAGAAAUCGAGAAAUUCACCCACACUUUCCAGGACCAGAGGCAGCACUAUACCCUCCAACAGCUGAGGAAGGGCCUCAAGGCAUCCCAUUUCAACGACUUCUGCCGGCAGACUUUCCAGCUGCAACAUUGUGUCCGUGACUGCGAACACUGGACUCAUUACUUCAUGGCAGCCGUUUUCACUGCGUCCGUCCGGAACUUCCGUACCUUCUCUCUCUUCCUUAUGACUGUUAUCGCUUGUGAGGUGAGCCGAACCCAGGGCUCAGACAGUUCUCUCUGCACAGCCUUUGUUGGGGAUGACCACCCCAUGGUUGUGGAUGACCCAUGGCUGGAACACGGUAGACGCGGGUUCUAUGGCUGCGCCGUGGACAAAGCUGAGGAGAAGAUGACCAAACGGAACACCCUCGAUUGGCUGGAUCAGGUUGUCGCAAAAGAGAACUUUCUCUUCACAAAGUCCAAGCAAAUGAUGAGUGGCGUUGACCACGACCAGAAGACAGAGCUUGAUAUCUUCGGUAGGGUCAAGGUCAUGAAUAAAUAUGUGUUUUCAUCCUACCUGGAAUUCUUUCGAGGGACGCCAGAGGGGAAGAAGCUGGCAAGAGGAUGCAGAGCAUGAGGAUGGAACAACCCUAUUCAAUUACUUUGCACAAGUCGAUUAACUGUACAAGUGUACAAUCUAAAUUUGAAUACCUUAGUGUUGCAAUGUACUAACACAGCAGUAAAUUCAAAACUGUAGUGGAUUAACUGUUUUAAAAGAUUCUUUACAGUUGUGAAUUCCACUUAAAAAU
Molecule: messenger RNA, 2337 nt
Organism: Esox lucius (northern pike)
Lineage: Eukaryota; Metazoa; Chordata; Actinopteri; Esociformes; Esocidae
Exons: 3
Coding region: 69-2165 (698 amino acids)
Source: RefSeq, a predicted model, not a curated record